AUGGAGACUGUUGCCGAGUGCUCUGCGCCGGUGGCGACCGUUGGUGCGUCGGGAGCUGCGUGGCGUAGCUGGUCUGCUGCCGCUGCGGAUGAGGGCGCUAAGCGCACUACGACGGGGAUCCCUACUUCCGGGAGCCCGGAGGCCGCUGCUGCUGCUGGGCCGUCAAUGGACGAGGCUUUCCAGGGACAGCGGGUCUAUGCGGAACGGGGGCAGCCGGUGGUCCCGCAGAUGCGUUCCACUUCGCGGGAGAACUGCACGAUCGUCACCACCAUCAACGCCGCCGGCGCCGUGUUGGCCCCUACCAUCAUCUUCAAAGGGCAGCGUUUCAACGAAGAUUGGAUCGUGGAUCAGGACGGCCCGCCGGGUGCGACGUACACCUGCACGGAGUCGUCCUUCAUGUGUGGUGACGUGUUCAUCAAGUACAUCAUAGACUUUCACGAGCAGCUGCGCAAGCGCAACUUGCUCGAUGGAAAAUUCCAUGUGCUCAUGCUGGAUGGGCACGCGUCGCACGUGAGUUUGGAAAUCGUGGAGUUGGCCAGGUCCCUCAACAUCCACCUCGUCCAGCUGCCCUCCCACAUGUCCCACAUCACCCAGCCCCUGGACGUCGCUGGCUUCGGGUGCUUCAAGAAUGAGCUGACCAAGGCGAUCCAGGCCUUCUUGGCGACACACGGAGGGGCGUUACCGCGGAAGCGGGACAUGGCCUCCGUGAUCGGGCAAGCGUGGAGCACGAGCUUUACGCCGGACAUCAACAAAGCUUCCUUCGCCGGGGCGGGCCUUUGGCCGGUGGACAAGGAACGGGCACUCAGUCGGCUGCUGAAACCCAAGAGGAAGGAGAGGGAAACCGACCGCCCUCCCCUGCAAGACGUCCCCAUCGCCGUGAGCAACGAUCGGCUGGAGGAAUUGCUGGGCGAACGCGCCGUCCGCAAGCUCCUGGGGGAAGGCCACACCCUCACGGGACUCCGCGUGAGCACGGUGUUUCUCGGCGACUACCUGCCCAGCAAGCGAUCCAAGAAGCCGCCAACCCGGGCGAACUUGGGCAUUCUAGCGGGAGGACUUCUCACUUGUGACGGGUGGUUGGCGGAGAUGAAGAAGAAACAAAACGAAGUGAACCCGCACGCCGACACCUGUAGUGGAUGUCUAGGUUUCUUCGGGGAGGUGGGGGUCGUAUUGUUGUGCAGACAACCACAUGGUAUCGGGCUAAAGUUAGCUCUGAAUGGCUUGAAAUUUGUGUGUGGAACUGAUUUCGAACUGUUGAGUGUUCAGUACGGGUCACGAGGGUGCUUCAGGUAACGUGGUUGUCAAACAGCACGUCGAGGGGGAGGCGGGAAUGGCUGGCGGACAACUUGUGGACAAACUCGGGGAUGCUGUACUUUUGUCCCCUGGGCUAUUUUUUUUUUUUUUUAUCCAACGUGUUUUCUGCAACCUUCAAUACGUUCCUCUGAAACGGCGUCACGCGGGGGGUUAAUAUGGGUGUAAAAUAGUUGCUUCAACAUGUGGCACGGUUUUGGCGGAAUUUACUGCCGUACAAGCCAAAAAGGGGGCAAAAGUGCCCAUGUUUGGACAGGCAUAUCACCAUCCAUAGGCAUCCGUUUAACGGGUUCUUAUUUUUUGUGACUCAGAACAGGAU
This is a messenger RNA of Ectocarpus sp. CCAP 1310/34, 1627 nucleotides long. Lineage: Eukaryota; Phaeophyceae; Ectocarpales; Ectocarpaceae. The record is from the annotation of a GenBank genome assembly.